Messenger RNA from Cornus florida, 771 nucleotides. RefSeq lists its product as uncharacterized. The record is from RefSeq and is a predicted model, not a curated record. Gene Ontology annotation, biological process: DNA integration. Gene Ontology annotation, molecular function: nucleic acid binding. The transcript has a single exon. Lineage: Eukaryota; Viridiplantae; Streptophyta; Magnoliopsida; Cornales; Cornaceae. Bases 1 to 771 code for a protein of 256 amino acids.
AUGAUGCCUCUCUCCUCAAUUCUGGUUAUUGAAAUUUUCGAUGUCUGGGGCAUUGAUUUCAUGGGGCCAUUCCCGAUGUCACAUGGUAAGGAGUAUAUUUUGGUAGGGGUGGAUUACAUCUCCAAGUGGGUAGAAGCAGUGGCAACAACGACUAAUGACCACAAGGUGGUGGUUGAAUUUCUUCAAAGCAAUAUUUUUAGUCGGUUCAGAAUGCCAAGGGCAGUAAUCAGCGAUGGUGGAAAGCAUUUUUGUAAUCACUUUCUUCGAGUCUUAUUUCAGAAAUAUUCCAUCUCUCACAAGGUAGGUACUUCUUACCACCCUCAGACAAGCGGUCAAGUAGAGAUUUCAAAUCGCGAGAUCAAACCUAUCCUUGAGAAGACGGUUCGACCUGAUCGAAAGGAUUGGUCAUUGCAUCUCAAUGAUGCUUUAUGGGCGUAUUGUAUAGCAUUCAAGACACCAAUUGGGAUGUCGCCAUAUCGCUUGGUCUUCGGGAAAGCAUGUCAUUUACCUGUGGAAUUGGAGCACAAAGCUUUUUGGGCCGUGAAAAAAUUGAACUUUGACAUGACUCAAGCUAGGGCUAAGAGGAGGUUGCAGCUAAGUGAGUUAGAAGAACUUCGCAAUGAUGCUUACGAAAGUGUAAGAAUUUACAAAGCUAGAACCAAGGCGUUUCAUGAUAAGCGCAUUGUGAGAAAAUAUUUUGAGCUAGGUAACAAAGUUUGGUUGUUCAACUCCAAGCUGAAGCUAUUUCCAGGGAAAUUGCGCUCAAGAUGA